AUGUUGUCUGUGUCGGUGGCUGAUCGAGUACGUUUCAAAAGUAAGAAAGGAGACAUCAUCACAGCUCUUCCCGUUACAGUAGAAUUUGGGAAGUUUGUUAAAGGAGACAGAACGUCACGUCUUGCCAAUUUAGACGAGUGGAAUAAAUUAAAUUUAGGAGGUUUCGAUUCUGAUCAGGUGGAAAAUACUACUAUUUUGUGUUAUUUACCACCUUUCGAUGGACAUUAUCCACCACUUCCUGGUGUGUAUGACUGGGAUAAACCUGAAUCUCUGACUGCUAUGCAGGAUGAAAUUGAAAAAUGGAGACAGAAGAGUUUGGAAUCUUAUCAGUCACAUUUUACGUGUUUAACUCGUCUUCAACAGGAAGUUCUGAGACUACACAAUCUAUUAAGGCGACAAGAAACAACUAUAACAUUUCUUAAAAAAGAAAAUUACAUACUUCAGGCAAGAUUAUCAAGAG
Molecule: messenger RNA, 460 nt
Organism: Centruroides sculpturatus (bark scorpion)
Lineage: Eukaryota; Metazoa; Arthropoda; Arachnida; Scorpiones; Buthidae
Exons: 5
Source: RefSeq, a predicted model, not a curated record